Messenger RNA from Aspergillus candidus, 887 nucleotides. RefSeq lists its product as uncharacterized. The transcript has a single exon. The record is from RefSeq and is a predicted model, not a curated record. NCBI's taxonomy places the organism in Eukaryota, Fungi, Ascomycota, Eurotiomycetes, Eurotiales, Aspergillaceae. Bases 119 to 478 code for a protein of 119 amino acids.
UUUCUCGACAGUAAGGAGUUUUCCUGCAGUUCUUCUCCAUGCUAGUCUUCAUAAUACUGUCAUCCUUUCUCUCUCUCUCUCUCUCCACUACAUCUACAUCUACAACUACAACACACGAAUGAUUAAGUCAACCAAUCAUCCCCGGUCGAUUGACAGCCUGGGGUCUCCAGGUAUAAUCCAGGUAAACCAAACAACUAAAACCACAUCGUCAUCUUGUCAUUCUCUCUCAUCAACAACUCAAUCACUCUCACCGACUUCUUCCUCUUCCCCUCCUCGUUCCUUCCAUUGGUUCAUCCUUUAUAUAAUUUUAGUCCUGUCUCAUCCAUUCUAUUUACUCUUUUUUUCCUCUCUUUUCCCCCUUCCUUCUCUCUCUCUUCCUUGCUGGGGGUUGUUUGACUCUCUCACUCUCUAUCAGCACAUAAGGUUGAGUCGGUUCUACACCAAAACCCGCCGGAUUAAUUUCCCUGCCACCGACUAAUGAUUCUUGUGCUCCUCUCCUCUCCGAUAAACCCCCUGCUUGUCGGGUCCUUUUGAUUGUUCUGUCUUGGCUCUGGGGGUUUUAUUUCAUUUGAUUUUAUUCUUGAUUUUUUAUUCUCAUUUUUAUUUGUUUGGUUUGAACUAAUUUAAAUUUUUUCUUCACCUUCUCUGUGCGUUGUUCCAUCCUCCACACUUACUUGCUCUCUUUUUCCUCCUUCUCCUUCCUCUGUUUGUUUGUUUAUCAAUUUCUUAUACUUGAAGUCUUCUUUGUCUUCACUUGUUUCCCUCUCGACCGCCCAAUUGACCCCAAAUUCAACAGUUGGGGGAGAUCGACAGAAACAGAGGGUCCCAGAUACACCACAUCCGAAAAGAAUCGCCAAAAGAGGAUAGAAAGAAAAAGAAAACAAAAA